AUGAGCACACCAGGUUUGGAAGUGCGCAAUAGGAAAGCCGCCCAAGGUGACAUAUGCAGCAAUAGAUAUUCUCUAAUAUCUAAACAGACCCUUAACCAGAAGGAAAAUACGCUAUGGAACAUCCUAAAUUACGGCCGUGUCCCAAAUGAGGGAUUAAACGAAAUAACCAUCAUGAGCAUUUUGCAUCAGAUAUCUUCUCAAAAUUUAUGCAACAGCGAGAAGAACGUUAAAAUAGGGGAACGGGAGAAUCGAAUAUAUAGCGCGCUCGUGCGUAACAAGUACAUAGGAUUUGGGCACGGCAUUGGCAGGUCAGGGAACUUAGACGACGUGCAGCCUAAGAGCGCUGGAAACAGUAUCCUGGCAAAGGCCACCACAAGCUUCGUAAAGGAUUUAAUCAGAAGCUUUGGAAUAAAAGGCUGCGAGGAUGUGUACAUACUACCAUACGCUACAGGGAUGUGUUUAAGUACUUGCCUGUUGUACACAAAAAAGGAAAGAGAAAAAAGUGAAUAUGUAAUAGUGUCUAGAAUAGAUCAUAAGACCUGCUACAAGUGUAUCGAUUUUUGUGCCUUGAAGUAUUUAGUAGUGGAUAUGGUUUACAAGGAUGAAGAAUUAUUUACAAACCUGAACGAAAUAGAGAGACUGAUACAAACAUAUGGUGAGAAAAUAUGUUGUGUCAUGUCAGUGACAUCUAGUUAUGCACCAAGGAAUUCAGAUGACAUUGUAAAAAUAGCUCAUAUUUGUAAGAGGUAUAAUGUACCACACAUAAUUAAUAAUGCCUUUGGAUUACAGUGCAAUUAUUUGUGUAAAGAAAUACAGAAAUGUUUUGAAUCGAAAGGUCGAGUGGAUUUUGUGGUUCAGAGUUGUGAUAAGAAUUUCCUUGUCCCAGUGAACGGCGGGAUCGUAUUCAGUUCCGAUAAGAAAAAGAUGAAAGAAUUAAAAAAGCACUACCCUGGUAGAACCCCCGUGCAUGCAUAUUUAGAUCUUUUCAUUACAUUACUAGAAUUAGGGAAAAAAAAAAUUCUAAACCUAAGAAAAGAGAGGGAGGAAAAUUUUUCCUGGUUGCAGGAAAAAGUUUCUACUCUCUGCUCAAAGUACAAUUUAACUUUGAUCAAAGCUAGCAAAAAUAAAAUAUCCAUGGCCAUUAAUUUAAAUGAACUUUACAAUAUUUGCCAUAUUCUAAACCCGAAGAGUAUUACCCUACUCGGUUCUCUACUUUUUUAUAGAAAUGUUACCGGGCAUAGGGUUAUAUGCUCCCCGUUGUUGAUACGCAAUGGGGGAGUGGCACAGAGAAGAGACCAGCAAAUUCAGACUAAUGUAGAACCUGCAUUUCCCAUUCAUCACGGGGCAGUAGAUCCCAAUGAGGUUCCCACAAUUGAGCAGGGUGCACACACCGAUGGAGAAUUUUUCCCAAAUCGUGGAAAGAAGAGCGAAGAUGCACAUCAAAUCCGUUCCUCAGACAAUUGCAAUGAGGAAUGCGUAGGAAAAGAAGGGUCCCAAAUAAAUCUGGUGAAGAACGAAAAUAUGAAUGAUGCAAGAAUUCAUGGAAAAGGGUUAACCAUUGGGAACCACACAUUUGAGCACUUUGGGUGCAGCUACGAUUCGUAUCCCUUUUCUUACAUUGCCUUCUCCUGUGUCAUUGGAAUUGAACGGGAGGAGUUGCAAAGUUUUGUGGCGAAGUUGGACGACGCCAUUGGCUGCUUCAUUCGCAGGUUCGGCCGGGGGGCAUAG
Plasmodium knowlesi strain H is the source of this 1728-nucleotide messenger RNA. RefSeq names its product O-phosphoseryl-tRNA(Sec) selenium transferase, putative. The transcript has 5 exons. Gene Ontology annotation, molecular function: tRNA binding; O-phosphoseryl-tRNA(Sec) selenium transferase activity. Gene Ontology annotation, biological process: selenocysteine incorporation; conversion of seryl-tRNAsec to selenocys-tRNAsec. The record is from RefSeq and is a predicted model, not a curated record. Bases 1 to 1728 code for a protein of 575 amino acids. Lineage: Eukaryota; Apicomplexa; Aconoidasida; Haemosporida; Plasmodiidae.